Molecule: messenger RNA, 1719 nt
Organism: Ophidiomyces ophidiicola
Lineage: Eukaryota; Fungi; Ascomycota; Eurotiomycetes; Onygenales; Onygenaceae
Exons: 1
Coding region: 1-1719 (572 amino acids)
Source: RefSeq, a predicted model, not a curated record
AUGAAAUCCUUCGUCGCCUCUCUUCUAUCUGCGCUGUCACUCGGCGUCGUCGCACCGCCACGCCCUGCAGAUUGGCGUCUCGACUUUGGGCCGUUCGAGGCCACCGUUGAAACGGUCCAUGCUGCACUGCUGACCCGAAAAGCGACGUGUCGAAGCAUUGUAUCCGCGUUUCUGGCCCAGACCGAGACGUUCAACCCGCGCGUCAACGCCAUCCUCACCCUCAAUCCUACUGCGCUGCGCACCGCCGAUGCCCUCGACAUCAUACUGCGAGACAAACUCGCUGGCCGGCAUGAAGCAGAGCUGGAGCUCUCGGCUGUCUGGCGCAAUGCCUCUGCCACGGCGUCUACGAUGGGCCUCCCGCCGUUGUUCUGCAUACCCACGAUAGUGAAAGACAACGUCGAUACCGCCGACAUGCCCACCACUGGGGGCUCUCUGACCCUCUCGUCCCUUCGUCCCGACCGCGACGCUCCUGUACUCACGAACCUACGCAAGGCCGGCGCAAUUCUGCUGGCGAAGACGAACAUGCACGAGCUGGCACUCGAAGGCAUUUCUGUGUCUUCGCUUGGCGGGCAGACAUUGAAUCCUUACGAUCUGUCGCGCACGCCGGGCGGCAGCUCGGGCGGGACGGGUGCCGGUCUUGCCAUGGGUUUUGGGGUGCUGGGAGUGGGCACGGAUACCAUGAACUCGAUCAGGAGCCCGGCCAGCGCGUGUGGGGUGGUGGGGAUGAGGCCUGGGCUAGGCAUGCUAGACACAGACGGUGUGAUGCCGGUGUCGUGGAGCCAGGAUGUUGUCGGGCCGCUGGCGAGAGACGUGCGCGAUGUAGUUGUCAUGCUGGGAGUGAUGGAGGGCAAGGGCGUGGAUUAUACCACAGAGUUCGGGCCGGAACAUCAGGCAGACUUCAGUGGCCUGAAUGGCAUGCGGUUGGGCGUGGUCGAGACAUUCUUCGAUCGCACAUCUGCAUCGUCUGACCCCGGUGUCUCUGCCGUGAACAACGUCGUGGAGUCGAUGCUUGCCAGACUGCAUGCCGCAGAGGCUACCCUGAUUCCUAUCACAAAUGCGCUCCUCAACUCCACGGUGAUUCACUCGACCAUGGACCGUCAGGUUUACGAGUUCCGCCAGGCAAUGGAUGCCUAUCUUUCGUACCACCACAGUACCACUUCUCCUGACAUUCCUGCGUCCCUUGCUGCUCUCUAUUCUGCUGGGUCCCAGUUUCUCCUACUCCCCAACCAGCGCGCCCAACUCACUCAGUCAUUCUACUCGUCCCCUCAAAAUAUGUCAUAUGCCACACGCAAAGCGCUCGCCUCUGAGGUCCGCAGUGCCGUGCAUUCAAUAUUUAGCACAUAUACCCUGGAUGCGCUCAUUUACCCACACCAGACCACCCUCGCCGUACCAGUUUCUUCUCCCUCGCAGCGGGGCAGAAACGGCAUCCUCGCUUCGGUUACAGGGUUUCCAGCUAUUUCCUUGCCGGCCGGAUACUCUUCGCGCACUGGGGGUGCAAGAGCGGGCGUACCGGUGGGAGUGGAAGUGUUGGGCCUACCAAGGUCGGAGAAACAGCUGCUGGAAUUGGCCGGGAGGAUUGAACGGGUUAUUGGCGGGGAAAAAAGAACGCCACCAGUCCUUUGGGAUACGAAGAGAAAAAACAAAAGGUAUUUUAAUGUCCCGGUUAUUGCGCCGAACAGGAAGAACAUCCCGAAAGCGUAUUCGCUUGGGGUGUGGUAG